UGCUGGAGCCUCGCAGAAGAAGCGCGAGCGCGGAGGAUGAGGAUGAGGAUGAGGAUGGAUGCUAUACCGUGUCGUCUCGUGUUUUUAGCCCUGUUCUUUGGAGCCAGGAUCCAGCACACAGAAGCCUUACAGUGCUACUGUCACCGGUGUCCGAACCACACGUGUGCCACGGACGGCCUGUGUUACGUGUCCAUCACUAAAUCUGGCGGAGUGACCACACAGCAGAGCUGGUGCAUCAGUGAGAACGAGCUGAUCCCCCGCGACCGGCCCUUCGUCUGCGCUCCCUCCGCCAAACACGACACCGGCGUCUUCCCCAUGUGCUGCGACACCGACUGGUGCAACAAGAACCCCGACCCCAACGCAUUCCCAGUGCCAACGCAGAAGCCGCCGGCAUUGGGGCCCGUAGCGUUUGCGGCCCUGAUCGCGGGGCCCGUGUGUGUGGUGUGUUUCCUGAUGGUCACCGUCUUCUACAUCUGCCACAGCCGCUCGGUCCUCCACCACCGCGUGCCUAACGAGGAAGACCCGUCCAUGGACCACCCCUUCAUCACGGUGGGAACCACGCUCAAAGACCUGAUCUACGACAUGACCACGUCCGGCUCCGGCUCCGGUCUUCCUCUGCUGGUGCAGCGGACCAUCGCCAGGACCAUCAUCCUGCAGGAGAGCAUUGGGAAGGGCCGCUUCGGGGAGGUGUGGAGGGGCAAGUGGAGAGGAGAGGAGGUGGCCGUCAAGAUCUUCUCCUCCAGAGAGGAGCGCUCCUGGUUCCGCGAGGCUGAGAUCUACCAGACUGUGAUGCUCCGGCACGAGAACAUCCUCGGCUUCAUCGCCGCCGAUAACAAAGAUAACGGCACGUGGACGCAGCUGUGGCUGGUGUCGGACUAUCACGAGCACGGCUCUCUCUUCGACUAUCUGAACCGCUACACGGUGACGGUGGAGGGCAUGAUCAAGCUGUCUCUGUCCACGGCCAGCGGCCUGGCGCACCUGCACAUGGAGAUCGUGGGGACGCAAGGGAAGCCUGCUAUCGCUCACAGGGAUCUGAAGUCCAAGAACAUCCUGGUGAAGAAGAACGGCACGUGCUGCAUCGCAGACCUGGGUUUGGCCGUGCGCCACGACUCCGCCACCGACACCAUCGACAUCGCACCCAACCACAGAGUGGGCACCAAACGGUAUAUGGCCCCAGAAGUGCUUGACGAUUCAAUAAACAUGAAGCAUUUUGAGUCUUUCAAGAGGGCAGACAUCUAUGCCAUGGGGCUGGUCUUCUGGGAAAUUGCCAGCAGAUGUUCUAUUGGAGGCAUUCAUGAAGAUUACCAGCUGCCAUACUAUGACCUGGUGCAGUCCGACCCGUCGGUGGAGGAGAUGAGGAGAGUCGUGUGCGAACAGAAACUACGGCCCAACAUUCCAAACAGAUGGCAAAGCUGUGAGGCUCUGCGUGUGAUGGCGAAGAUCAUGAGGGAGUGCUGGUACGCCAACGGAGCGGCGCGUCUCACCGCGCUGCGCAUCAAGAAGACCCUGUCCCAGCUCAGCCAGCAGGAGGGCAUCAAGAUGUAGACCGUUCGCAUUCCCUUUCCCAUCAUCCUUUACGAUCGCAUCACACCCCGUCUUCACGAGAGGACGCAGCACUUUCACUGACGUUUUCCGCAUCCUUGGCCUCGGUCUGAAUCGCGCCGGACUUCCAGAACACGGACUCCGCUCUCACACGGAGCGUCAUGCGCGCGGAAGACGGAUUCUUUUAUUAUUUAUAAGUGGAUCUGAGUUUGUUUUGACUGUUUCUGUGGGACCUCGGUUUGCACCUCGUGUUUAAUUUCCGCUCAUCGCUGCAGCUCUUCAGGUCGGCGUGACUUUAAAUACAUGUUUUCUGUUUUUGCAAAAACAAAACUGGACAUGACCUCAUUCAGUCUUGGCGAACAUGCUGCGACAUAUGCAAUACAGAUAAAACCUAUCGACUUUAUAUUUUUACUGCUCUGCUACAACAACUACGAUAACAACCAUGCCUUCCAAGCCAGGUGUUACCAGAAAGUGCCACUGCUUUGAACCAACUAACCAACCCACCCACCCACCCUCACGGUGCGCUGGGAUCCGCUGGUGCCAUCCUUCAUUCUCUCUGCCUCUCAUUCUCUGAGGAUGCAACAACAAUCAGACCUCUUCAUUUACAGCUGGAGCUUCUCUGCACGUCGGUGCUGCGGUCGGUUACAGACGACCAGAAGGUUGGAAGCGUUACCUAAAGUUGCCCGAACAUAGGAUUAGAACGUUCUCAAUAUGCAUCGAGGUGCAUUCAUAUAGAAAAUGGAUAUUUACUAAGCCAUAGGUUUUCCAACAUUUUGUGGCGACUUUUUCUUACAGAAUGUACAAAAUAUCAAGGACUGCUUUGAAACUCUUUGGAGCGAGCCUUAAGGGACCAACGUGGAGCUGGUGUGUGUUUGUGUGUGUCGGAGCGGACUGCAUCAGCACUGUGUGUGUGUCCCGUACAGAAAUGUAGCAGCGGUUGUGUGUGGACGCAUGUGAAGCGCAGUGCUCUGCUGUCUAGAGGAUCAGAGCUGAUGGGAUCCGAUAGUCGCUCGUGAAUGAAGAGCGAAACGAGACGCUCAGCUCAGCUCGACAGCGUGAUUUUCUCAAGGUAUCAGUUUCUGGUGCUUAUUUAAGCAUGCAACUUGAGAUUCUUAUUUAUGUGCAUCUGUACGUUUGAGGCUUUUUCACGGGUCUUUAUAAUCGGACUAAAGGCCCUGAAUAUCCAAGGAAUGUUCAGAGAUCAGUGCAGGUCAAGAUCAGGCCACAGCAUUUGCGUUUUAAUGUUGAUUAGCACAAAAAAUAAAUAUAAACACAUAAUUAAAUGAAACAUUUGAAAAACAGCAAAAAUCAUGGUUACGAAUCGCACUGGAAUCGGGGCAAUUUUGGAGGAUUUAAAUUAUUAAAAAAUUUUACAUUUAAAGAUUUUGUAAAAACACUACCAGUCAAAAGUUUUUGGAUAGUAAGAUUUUUAAUGUUUUUAAAUAAUUAUCUUCUGCUCACCAAGCCUGCAUUUUUUUGUUAUUUUUUUUUAAUCCAAAAUACAGCAAAAGCAGCAAUAUUGUGAAAUAUUUUUACUAUUUAAAAUAACUGCUGUCUAUUUGAAUAUAUUGUAAACUGUAAUGUAUUUCUGUGAUGCAGCUGUAUUUUCAGCAUCAUUACUGCAGUCUUCAGUGUCACAUGAUCUUCAGAAAUCAUUCUAAUAUACUGAUUUGCUGCUCAACAAACAUUUCUGAUUAUUAUCAAUGUUGAAAACAGCGGAGUACAUUUUUUUUUUUUUUUUUUUUUAGGAUUCUUUGAUGAAUAGAAAGAUCCGAAGAUCAGCAUUUAUAUGAAAUAAAAUAUCUAAAAACUAUACCAUUCAAGCUUGGAGUCAGUACAUGUAAAUCAUUAUAUAUUUAUUAUUAAAUUAAGAAAUAUUAUAGAAAUUAAUACUUUUUAGUUAGCAAGGAUGCAUUAAAUUGAUCAAAAGUGAUGAUAAAGACAUUUAUAAUGUUACAAAAGAUUUCUAUUUCAGAUUAAUGCUGUUCUUCUGAACUUUCUAUUCAUCAAAGAAACCUAAAAAAAAAUGAUUUAGCUGUUUUCAACAUAAUAAUGUUUCUCGAGCAGUAAAUCAGCAUAUUAUUAUGAUUUCUGAAGAUCAUGUGACACUGAAGACUGCAGUAAUGAUGCUGAAAAUACAGCUGCAUCACAGAAAUAAAUUACAGAUUACAAUAUAUUCACACAGAAAGAUUUAGAAAGGAACGUUAAAAAUGUUGCUGUCCAAAAACGUUUGAUUGGUAGUGUCAUUAUUUUGUUAAAUCAUGGGUAUUAUUGGAGCUGUAAAGGAUCAUUUUAAGAUUUUAGCUGAUACUUUAUGGCAACAAAGCUGUAAAAUUGAACAGAAAAUGUUACUAGACAAAGUCAAUUUGUAUUUUUAAGUCUUGUGACAUCUCAUUUGAAACUGCAAGUACCUCACUGGAACCCAGUUUUUUUUUGUUAAAACCAACAUUCUGCCACAAAUGCUGUCAGUUUAUCGAAUCUGCAAUAUUCCUUUCAAUAAAGGUAAAUCGUGUCGUGUGUAGCAUGCUGGUUGCUGAGGCGGAGGGUUUCUGCUCUUCACUGCUAUGCACAGAAACCAGUCUCCUGCAGUUUACAUCACAUCCGUACAGACCUGCUGGAGAUGUUUCCAGCUCGUUUCCUCGGAGGCGGACCGAUCUGGCCUUGUGUUGCGACGCGAUCUCAGUUGUGCUGGGUCUGAGUUUGUUUGAGGGAAGCGUGCCAGUCGUCUUAAGAUUGAGCGAGGGACUCCUGCCACACAUUCAAAUGCACAGUUCCUGAAUGAAGUACUUUUUAAUGUGUGCGUAGGACGUAGUGUCUAUAAAUAAUGUGUACAUGUAUAUAAAUAUGUAUAAUGUUAGUCAGGCUGGUGGCUGUGUGCCGUGUACAGUUUUGGAAGGAGAAAGUGUAAAUUAAACCCAGUUUCACACAAAAAAGCAACGUUCAGUGCUGUCAGAGGAGGACGAGCGAAGGAUUACGCAUCGAUCGGCUCGUUUAAACUCGCAAACUCAGAAAACGAAAAUGAUCAUUUAUUCAUUCUCACGCUGUUCCAGACCUGUAAGAUGAGUUUGGGGAAUGAGAUGGGCUGCUCUUUUACAUGCAAUUCAAAUCAAUCAGUAUCAGGGUUAUUACAGUUCACUAGAACUUAAAAAAAUUGACCUGAAAUAAAAUAUAAAAAAGUAACGUUCCUCAUCUUGAUGUACUAAAAUAACAAAAACUGAAAUAAAAAAUAAAGACAUGUAAAAACAACAAAAACUAAUAAUGACUAAAACUUUAACUAAAAUGAAUGUGAAAUGAGAAAAUAUAAAAAUAAAAGAACUGUAAUACUCAACGAUACUAAUAUAACACUGAUCAGGAUUUGAAGACUGGAUAUUUUAAGUAUGGCAUUAGAUUUAGCACUGGACAUCAACAUGAACACUAGCUUGUGAUUUUGUGAAGCUGAAUCGUAUUUGAUUCAGUUGAUCCAGGUUCAGCAUUCACUGCAGUUGCACAGAAAAGAGCAGCUAGAACAUUCAUCAAAAUAUCUCUUUUUGCAUUCUGUGGUAAAACGCAAGCAUCGGCAUGGUUUGGAACGACACGAGGAUGACUGUCAGCGGUGGGCUUGAAUCACCAGCGUUUAGUAACGUUCUCAUCCAGGUCUGUGUAACUCGACAGAAACCACACCGUUGCUCCUCCGGUUCCUCCCUCAAGGAGACUUUAAUCCACAGCGGCCAUAUUUCCAGCAGAAAGCCCUGACGUGACCCAGACUUCUCCAGCGCCGGCUUUUCAUUCACAACUCUCCAACAGCAAAUUAUGCAGCGUUGCACUAUAAUGCACAAACACGUCAGUACGUCACACCGCGUCAGAUGGACUCAGACGUGAAUGUUUCUAGUGCAAAGCAUAAAUUGGCUCACGGUGAUUUUUAAAGCAGUGGCAUGAAACACACGGGUCUUUCACUCAUUUAUGCAAACGCAUCAUUCUCUCCAUGCUGUUAUUAGAGUUUAAUUACACCGCUAUGCUAUUAUUAUACGGACACUGUGAAAAAGACCCUCGAGGGCCGCGGCAUACGUUUGGAGAAUUCUGGGUCGUUUAAGGGCAGCUGGCGAGUUUCCCAUGGUGCAUUUCACUCGGACGCUGCGCGCUGCUGAUUGGACGGUAGAGGAAAGCUUUAUCGUUUUAUUUGGUGCCUAAGUUUGACUCAGUUUUGUUUUUUAACUCCACUUAAAGUGAUGCACUGCAUGGGACUUAUUUCUAAUGUUUUGCAUCACAUGCUUUUUAAAAACAAUAUAUAUAUAUAUAUAUAUAUAUUAUAAAGAAUAAAAAGAUUUAAUUUCAGUAGGUUUUAAAAGGUCAAAAAGUCAUGAGAAAAAUACCUCCUCUGAAGACCAAUGUGUUUAUACCUCAGUGUAUAUAUUUGAUUUGUUUACUCUGAGUCUGUUUCUUUUGAAAUGCUAAAAUGGCAUUUAAUGUCGGUGGUACUCGUCGAUGGCAUUGUGUUAUUAUUGUAUUAUUGUCCAAACAGUAUAUUCCUCCUUUAAAGCAUUGUUUGGUUUCGUUCUAUUCUUUUUGUGUUCUGUAUGAAUUACAAGUGCUUUACUGAUGUCAUACUGUCCUUUAAUGCCUCCUCAGCUGUAUAGAAAUGCCUUGUACUGUUUCUUUUACAAAAAAACAACAAAAAACCAAGAACAUAAAGAGUGAAACUGAUGUGUGGGUCACUAGAGCAUUACGUGUCGACUCUUUUCUAGUGUGUACAGAUGAGCUGCAUAGGAUCAUAGCGGAGUGAAGAUCGUGUUGCUUUCUAACAUAGUGGAGUAGAGAUGGGUGUCAAUAAAAACACGUUCAAACUUUUA
This is a messenger RNA of Onychostoma macrolepis, 6368 nucleotides long. It is a transcript of the gene tgfbr1b, whose product is annotated as transforming growth factor, beta receptor 1 b. The record is from RefSeq and is a predicted model, not a curated record. Gene Ontology annotation, biological process: protein phosphorylation; nervous system development; activin receptor signaling pathway. The transcript is spliced from 9 exons. Gene Ontology annotation, cellular component: plasma membrane; activin receptor complex. Gene Ontology annotation, molecular function: transforming growth factor beta receptor activity, type I; ATP binding; activin binding. The coding region runs from base 37 to 1545 and encodes 502 amino acids. NCBI's taxonomy places the organism in Eukaryota, Metazoa, Chordata, Actinopteri, Cypriniformes, Cyprinidae.